Aspergillus clavatus NRRL 1 is the source of this 1506-nucleotide messenger RNA. RefSeq names its product aminopeptidase P family protein. Gene Ontology annotation, cellular component: mitochondrion. Gene Ontology annotation, molecular function: manganese ion binding; metalloaminopeptidase activity. NCBI's taxonomy places the organism in Eukaryota, Fungi, Ascomycota, Eurotiomycetes, Eurotiales, Aspergillaceae. The transcript has 10 exons. The coding region runs from base 1 to 1506 and encodes 501 amino acids. The record is from RefSeq and is a predicted model, not a curated record.
AUGUCGGCGUGCAAGUCUCUUGCCCAGCGAUGGCCCCGGUACCUUCGUCGCACAAAUAUACCAAUUAUCUCUAGCCAACCAGCUCGACCACUGCUCCGGAGUUGUCGCACCAGCGCGCAGCUAUCUCUGCCUCGUACAUACGCAUCGAUCUCCGCCGCAGAGCUCAAAUUUGGACAACCCCUUCACGAGACUCACCCUCAUCUGUUGAACCCUGGAGAAUUGACUCCUGGUAUUACGGCCCUCGAAUAUGCCCAGCGCCGUUCUCGACUUGCAAACAAGCUUCCCAAAAAUGCAAUCGCCGUGUUGGCGGCCUCGGAGGUUACAUAUCGCGCCGCUGGAAUCUUCAACACUUACCGCCAGGAUUCCAACUUUUACUACCUCACCGGAUUCAAUGAGCCCAGUGCGCUAGCUAUUAUCGCAAAUGACGGAUCUGGGGAUAAUCACAUCUUCCAUCUUUAUGUGCGAGAGAAGGACCCGAAGGCUGAACUAUGGGAUGGAGCGCGGUCCGGUACACAAGCUGCAAUUGAUGUCUUCAAUGCAGACGAGACCGGAGAUAUAGAACGCAUUGGAGAUAUUCUCCCAGCUAUCGUGUCGGAAGCCUCGGAAAUCUACACGGAUAUCCCUGCUUUCAACCCAGGGCGAUCUUCCUUGCACCGUUACUUAUAUGGCCCUUCGGGUGCUUCUGAGAAGCUGAAGAAGAUUGUCGACUAUGGGAAGGUCAAGCCCGUGCGGAACAUCAUGCACGAGAUGCGGGUAUUCAAAAGUGAGGAUGAGGUCGUCCAAUUACGUCGGACCGGGCAAGCCUCGGGGCGAGCUUUCACCGAGACCAUGAGACAGACUUUCACUAGAGAGAAGGACCUGAACUCCUUCUUGGAGUACAACUUCAAGGUGAACGGGUGUGAUGGCAGUGCUUUUGUUCCUGUAGUUGCAGGCGGUUCCAACGCUUUGAGCAUCCACUAUACGCGCAAUGAUGAUGUUCUGAGGGAUGGAGAUCUGGUUCUAGUUGACGGGGGUGGCGAAUGGGGCUCUUAUAUCUCUGAUAUCACGAGAACUUGGCCGGUCAAUGGCAAGUUUUCCGACCCCCAGCGUGACCUGUAUAAUGCCGUGUUGAACGUGCAUCGCAGCUGCGUGUCACUUUGUAGGGAAAGCGCAGGACUCUCCUUGGACAAGUUACACGGCAUUGCAGAAACUGGCCUCAGAGACCAACUGCAACAGCUGGGAUUCGAUGUGUCAGGCAAUGCAAUGGGCAUCCUGUUCCCACAUCAUCUGGGACACUACAUAGGACUGGACGUUCAUGACUGUUCCGGAUACCCUCGAGGCUACAACCUGAAAGCCGGCCAAUGCAUCACCAUUGAGCCCGGCAUCUAUGUCCCGGACGACGACAGAUGGCCAGAGAAGUUCCGUGGGAUCGGCAUCCGAAUUGAGGACAGUGUAUGUGUCGGUGAUGACAACCCAAUCGUGUUAACCACCGAGGCAGUGAAAGAAGUAAGUUACUCCACUUCGUAA